Molecule: messenger RNA, 1288 nt
Organism: Carassius auratus (goldfish)
Lineage: Eukaryota; Metazoa; Chordata; Actinopteri; Cypriniformes; Cyprinidae
Product: immunoglobulin kappa light chain
Exons: 6
Coding region: 30-1007 (325 amino acids)
Source: RefSeq, a predicted model, not a curated record
CUUCAGACUCCAAGACGACAGAUGUAGACAUGGCACUGUCUGGAAUGAUAACAUUUGGGUUGAUAGUAGUUUUAAUAGAUAAUCUUAAUGGACAAAUAACGUAUCCGGAACCUGUGAUGAUUAAGGCAAAGAGUAAAGCUGCUCUAAUCAGAUGCCAAAUGAAUUCAGCAAUGCAUACGUCCAACGCUAUCCACUGGUACAGCCUCAAGGAUCAAGCUGUCAAAAGAUUAAUGUAUGUCGAAGCUGGAUCGAAAACAUUAAAAAAAGACGAAAAUGACAACCGUAAAAUAAGUGGAUCGGUGAGCGUUGCGGAUAAGGUGACACUGACUCUCACAAUCUCAAAACUGGAGCUCAGUGAUGACGGAUAUUAUUACUGCGCGUACUGGAGUGGAGACAAGAAAGAGUUUGGUACGGGUACAAGACUUUAUGUGACUGAAAGAGGAAAUGACCAAAUCAAGCCACCAAAGUUGUCUGGAUACCUACCAUCGAAAAAAGACAACCACGGCAGACAGACAAUGUUAUGCCAGGCUAGAGGCAUGUUUCCUAACUUGGUGAAAUUUGAGUGGAAAAAAAAAGAUGGAGGACAAUGGAAUGAUCCAGGGGGAAACACUGUGGAGCAAAAUAACGAAGGUUCAGAGGUCACUGUGACAAGUAUGUUGAUUAUGGAUAAAGACAAGGUCAAAAACGACGACUACAGAUGCACUGUUACCCAUGAAGGAAAAUCUCAGAAUCUUGAUAUCAAGAUAGAAAACAGUAAGCCGGCAGAGGAAUCUAAACCUGAUAAAGCUGAUGUUCGGACAUCCUACAUCGGAUGUCCUACAUCCAGCAACAAGGAGCCCAACAUAAUGCAAAUAUCAGGAGAUUCAGAGCAAAUUCCAAGCAUGUCCCUGUUUGUCUAUGCAUAUGGAGUCAUGCUCGUGAAGAACGGUUUAUUUUUUUGCAUUGUGUCUAUAUUUCUAUUACAGAGAAAUGCUGGAAAGAAAGACAAAAAAAGCUCAGAGACUUAAUGCAUAAGAUAAAUAUCAAGCAAGCAAAGGUUUAUUACAUAAAGCACAUUUUGCUAACUAAAGAAUAGAUGCAUAUCCGCAGCAAUAUUAUCUCUGCGCAAAUGUAUGGCUUUUAAAUUUGUUGUAGAUCCGCUUUGCACAAUUUAUUUUUGAAUCUUUAAAAUGAAUUAUUUUGAUAAAAAAAAAUGUAUAAAAUUUAAAAUGUUUUGUUCUCCCAUUGUAAUGCUUUUGUUGCAUUCUCUGAAUUUGUCGAAUAAAAUCUGCUCAUGAAAUGAAUGUUA